Molecule: messenger RNA, 5475 nt
Organism: Hippoglossus stenolepis (Pacific halibut)
Lineage: Eukaryota; Metazoa; Chordata; Actinopteri; Pleuronectiformes; Pleuronectidae
Gene: snap91a
Product: synaptosome associated protein 91a
Exons: 31
Coding region: 503-3577 (1024 amino acids)
Biological process (GO): synaptic vesicle budding from presynaptic endocytic zone membrane; clathrin coat assembly; clathrin-dependent endocytosis
Cellular component (GO): synaptic vesicle; clathrin-coated vesicle; extrinsic component of presynaptic endocytic zone membrane
Molecular function (GO): phosphatidylinositol-4,5-bisphosphate binding; 1-phosphatidylinositol binding; SNARE binding
Source: RefSeq, a predicted model, not a curated record
UGGGCGGGGCGCUGUCAGUGAUGUGAAUAAAUGAAUUAUUAAAUAAAAAAGUGGCUGUUAAUCCUGUGAAAACAGUGACGGUACAGAGGGAAGCGUCCAGCUCAGGAGGAGGAGGAGGAAGAAAUUGAAGGAGGGCUGGUGAUGAAGAUGGUGAUGAUGCUAGCCAGGGCCUGAGGUUCCCCCCGCUGAUACACAGGGACAGGCGGACUGCUGCUGAGGAUUAUCCCGGAGACUGGAGGACGGAGGACAGGGAGGAGGAGGAGGAGGCAGAGAGCAUCAUCCGGAGGCUGAGCCACAAAAGGAAAAGAAAGAGGGAACCUGGGAGAGGAUUUCCGCAGUUGGAUUAAUUGUAUUUGCUGCUUUAGGCUGAGAUUUCUCAGAGGAUACUGGCCUUCAGGAAGAAAGUCAGUUCAGGAUUGAUCCAGAAACACAGGCAGAUGAUAUCCGGCAUAACUGACACCAUAUCGGACGCUUGAUACUAUUGGACCUGCUUGGAGAGAAGAUGUCGGGUCAGACGUUGACAGACCGCAUCGCCGCGGCGCAGUACAGCCUGACGGGAUCCGAGGUGUCCCGAGCGGUGUGUAAAUCCACCACACAUGAGCAGACCGCUCCAAAGAAGAAGCACCUGGAAUACCUGAUCCAGGCCACCCAGGAUACCACUGUGAACGUCCCCCAGAUGGCCGAUACACUGAUGGAGAGGGCCGGCAACGCCAGCUGGGUGGUGGUUUUCAAAGCCCUGAUCACCACACACCACCUCAUGGUGCAAGGCAACGAGAAAUUCCUGCAGUUCCUGGCUUCUAGAAACACCUUGUUCAACCUCAGCAACUUCUUGGACAAAACUGGCUCCCAUGGCUAUGACAUGUCCACAUUUAUCAGACGCUACAGCCGUUAUCUCAACGAGAAGGCCUUCGCCUACAGACAGAUGUCCUUUGACUUUGGACGAGUCAAGAAAGGAGCUGAGGGAGCGAUGAGGACAAUGUCUGUAGAGAAGCUGUUGAAAGGAAUGCCGACCCUGCAGAGCCAGAUCGACGCACUGCUGGAUUUUGAUGUGCAUCCUCCAGAGCUGGACAAUCCAGUGAUAAAAGCCUGCUUCCUCCUGCUCUUCAAAGAUCUGAUCAAGUUAUAUGCCUGCUACAAUGACGGCGUCAUUAACCUGCUCGAAAAGUUUUUCCAGAUGAAGAGGAGCCAGUGUAAAGACGGGCUGGAGAUCUACAAGAGAUUCCUGACACGAAUGACUCGGGUUUCCGAGUUCUUCAAAAUCGCUGAGCAAGUGGGAAUAGACAAAAAUGACAUACCCGAACUCACUCAGGCCCCAGAAAGUCUUCUAGAGUCCCUGGAGACCCACCUCAACACCCUUGAGGGGAAGAAGCCAGAGGAUAAGUCACCCACUAAGAUUAAGCGCUUCACAGCAGUACCAGAACGUGUUAAAAAUCAGGAAGCUACGGCCAACAACUCCUCGCCGGCUCCUGCUCCUGCUGCUGCUGCUGCUGCUGCUGCUGCUCCUGCUGCUGCUGCUGCUGCUGCUACUGCCGCACCACCGGCCAAGGCACCGCAUCGUGCUCCCCCUGCUCGCCCCGGGCCACCUGCCAAACCUCCUCCGCCUGCCGCCCCCCCCUCUGCACCAGCCCCCAUCACCACCACCACAACUAGCAAUGCCCUUGAUGAUGGGUUCUUGUUGGAUCUGGACCCAAUUUCCUCCUCAUCAACAGGGGGCGCUGCAGCUGCUUGUUCUAUGACUGGAUGGGGAGAUCUUUUGGCUGAGGCAGCUCCAGCUGCCUCUGAUGGAGCUUCUGAAGCUCUCCUGACCGAGGGAGAGUCUGAUGCUGAUGCUGAUGCUGAUGCUGCAGCUGCCCCUGCAGCUGUCGCACCCACAGCCACCGCCACUGCCACCGCUACCACUGCUGCCACUGCUGCUGCAGCUGCACCAGUCCCUGCCUCUCUGCCCAUCUCCGCCCCUGCCACCACCUCAGCCACAGAAAUUGACCUUUUCGGAGAUGCGUUUGCACCUUCCCCAGGAGACGGUCCUGCUGCCGUGGCCGCGGGCCCUGCUGCUGAUGCUUUUGGUGGAUCUGACCCCUUUGCCACGACGGAAGGGAGUGCAGACAUUGCUCCAGAGCUGGACCUGUUCGCCAUGAGGCCCGCCGCCACGGGGGCCACCGCCACCACCCCUGCCGCCAUCAUCCCUCCCACCUCUAGUGAGGCGCCGACCAUCGUCGCCCCCAUCGCUGCCCCCGCUGCUCCCACCCCUUCUUCCACCACCACAACCACCACCGACACCACCACAGAGUCUGCAGCCGCCCCGACUCUAGAUAUCUUUGGUGAUAUGUUUGAUUCAAUGCCUGAGCAAAGCCCCAGCACAGAAUCCAAAGCUGCUACCACUCCUAGCGUAGACCUUUUUGGUGCAGACCUUCCUGCUGUCUCACGCGGGCCCUCUCCUUUGCCCGAGCUGGCUCCGGCUGGAGACAUUGUAACGGACUUUACAUCUCCAGCUCCUGCUGCUGCUGCUCCUUCUUCUCCUGCUCCUGCUGAAGCUCAUGGCUCAGAAGCCUCGACUCCGCCCAAAGCAGAGUCAGCGCCAGUUAUUGACCUGCUGGACUCCUUCAGCAGCUCUGUGGAGGAGAAGCAGAGCUCUGCUCCUGGAGGGCCCGGAGACGACCUGCUGGGAGGCCUGAUGUCUCCCACCCUGGCCCCCACUGCUGCUCCACCUCUGGCACCCUUGGCUCCCUUGGGUUCCUUGGCUCCUUUGGCUCCCUUGGUUCCUUUGGCUCCUUUGGCUCCUUUGGCUCCCUUGGUUCCUUUGGCUCCCUUGGCUCCCUUGGCUCCCUUGGCUCCAGCUCGGGCGCAGAAUGACCUCUUGGAGUCAGGCUUUGACGCCCUGGGCUCGCUGGUGUCUCCAACACGACCAGUCCGUGGAAGAGCUGCAGCAGCACCAGAAUCUGCAACCAAUACAUCGGCGCCCUCUGGUGGCUUUGAUGCUUCAAUGUUUGAUGGAUUAGGCGACUUGCUGAUGCCCGCCAUCACGCCCCAGAGCACCGGGGGCAGCACUGCUGGAAGCACAGCUGGAAGCAUGGGAACUCCCGUCGCACCAGGAGGCGUGGCGGCUGCUGCCAAAACCAUUGGAGGGGAUCUGGACUCGUCACUGGCCAACCUGAUUGGAGACCUCGGCGUAAAGAAAAAGGACCCACAGAGUGAGAAGAAGCUGACAGGAGGCGCCAACUGGACGCCACAUGUAGCCCCCACAAGCUGGGCUACACCAGCCCCCAUGGCUGGGGCCACCCCUGGAGCUCCUGGAGCACCAGGAGCCGGUCCACCUAGUGGAGCCAUGGUGCCACCAAUGAGUGCACAGCCUUGCUUUACCAUGCCUCCAGUAGCAGGGCCUGGAGCUCCCAUGAUGCAACCCAUGAUGGGGCAGCCAAUGAUGGGACAGCCCAUGAUGAGACCUGCCUUCACAAGUGUGGCUGGAGCUGCACCUGGAGCCGCUGCACCAGGAGCAGCGAUUUCUCCAGGACCUGCAAGCCAGAGUCCCAAAAAGCCCAAGGACCCUCUGGCAGACCUCGACCUCAAGGACUUCUUAUAAUGCCCCAGCUGCUUUCUUCUGUGGAGCAGGGACCUGGUGUCCGUCAACAUCUCAGGAUGCCAGCGAUGUUCAGCUUCUCAACCUUAGAGCAUCUUUUCCUCCACCCCCGCCCAUCAACACCCCAUCCCUCUCCUGUGUGAUGUCGUAGCACAACUGUGAAAGUGAACCAUAGCGGAUUAUAUAAAUAAAUAUGAGAGAAAAAAAAUACAAGCUUGUGCUUAUGUAGAUGUACCAAUCUUUUGUUUAAACAAAACCACACAAAACCCUGAAAAAAAAAAGUCCACAAAUGUAUGUGAGAGGAAGUGAAGACGUAUGUGUUUAGACUUCUUUCUAUUGUUGAGUUGAAUGAUGGAUGUGCUUUAGUGUCCUAAGCUCCUCCCACCUCCCCAUUUUGUCCUCGCCUCCUUCUGAAGGGGGAGGGGCACGUCUUUGUCCCACUCUGACUGGAUGGGAGUGGUAAACAAAGCCCCCAUAGAUUUUCAGAGAAACAUGUGGUGUGUUGUUUACAGAAAGGUCCUCUUCGAUGUACAUAAAUUUCUCUGGUGAGGAUUCUGUCUCUAUUCUGUAUGUCUGUGGAAGAGAAACAUAAAUGUGAAUCUGACAUGAAGUUGUAAGAAGUUGUGUGAGUAUCCUUCUAUUUCCCGUUAUCAUACGAAAGUAUUUGGAAAACAAAUAUGAAUACCGCUCUAUGAUUAAUAUUCUGUAUAUUAAGAAACGACCUCUGCAGGCUUCUGAAUCUUACUGGACCAACAAGUGAUCCUUUCAGUUUGUUUCUUUUUUUAAACUUGUCUCUUUUUCGUCUUUCCUGUCUUAUUUAUAUCUUCUGUUUCUUUUAGAAUAAUCCUCCAGUCUAAUGUUGAUAUUUGCUGGCACUGCUACUAAGAUAAAACAAAGUGUUCAACUUGGUUCCAGAGAAAAUGAUGAUUAAUUCAUGAUAAAGAUGGAAUUAAACUGCCCUUCAAUGUAACUGUACAAUUGUCGAUAUAAGUGUCUACCUAUGAUAUUGACACUUCUCAUGUGGGUAUGUCUUCUGCUUGUGUUUACAUUAUAACUUUUAAAGAACAAGUCAGUAUAUGGUUAUUUUGUAUCUCAUAGAAUAUCCCAUUGUCAUACCAAACUCUAUGUUCAGACAGUUCAAAUUCAAAUAUGAUAUGAUAGAAAAUGUAAUCACAGAAGUAAAAAGAACAGAUUAAAGGUACCUGUGGAUUAUUUUUUUCUCAACGAACAAAAGUUAAGUUUGCAUUCAAAGCUCUGUGUGUGCCACUGAGGAAUAACAAAUGUGUUGAGUGCAUUUACGUCCUCAUAAAACUUGUGGAAGUGCCUCUAGUGGUCAAAAAAGCCCCAGGGUUCCUUUAAGAUCCACGUUGCACCCAGUGCUGUUGGGCCAAAUGACAGUUUGGGUGUCGAAAAGUGAGAUUUUACGAAAAAGGAAAAACUCUAAUUUGACUGAUAUCUGAACAUAAUGUUUUUUCGAGUUGCUUCUUUGAUCACUGUUGACCUUCAUCCCAUCAGUGUAACUCCUGUGAUACUGUAUGUGGCCACAUGGGAGCAGUGUGUAAAGACACCCAGAGAUCAUCAUUGAGCCAUGAUCUUGUUUCCCACUGAUUUACAAUGGACUAAAUAUGUUGUAGUGUUGACCUGUAUUUGGACAUAUGUAUGACCUCAUGCCCCAGUCCUGUGCUGUAACCUGCUGACCUUGUUCAUCAUUUCACUGAACUGUGUAAGGAAUUGAGAAUCUGGAGAGAAUCUGAGAAAACAAUGGGAGAUUAUUGACAUUUUUCAUGACUGAAUUAUAAAAAUAUGUAUUUUUGUUUAGUUGUAAAAUUAUUUUAUUUACGAUGACCCUCCCCAGUGCAUGUAAGCCCUUUGAGAUGCAAUAAAUUCAAUGACGGAUUGAA